Molecule: messenger RNA, 1338 nt
Organism: Hymenoscyphus albidus
Lineage: Eukaryota; Fungi; Ascomycota; Leotiomycetes; Helotiales; Helotiaceae
Source: the annotation of a GenBank genome assembly
AUGAUCCAACUUAUCACACUCCUUUUUCUCGCUGCAGUGGGCAGCGCUAAUACUCCAGCAGCAGUUUGGAAUAACAUUGUUGGGAGAGCCGAGCCAGCCAAUUUCACAGCGGAUCCAACCCUUGGUCCAGGAGGAGAUGUUUUCAAAGACUCAAGCCAUUUCCGACUGUAUGGGACUUUGGAAGAAGCCACCGCGAAUGAUACCCUGAAUAUGAUGGAAGCUGCAUACGAUUGCUUUGUCACGGAUCUAGGAUGGCGCUCGACUGGUUCAUCUGUCAACAUUUCGGCUGGACAAGAUGCCCUUGGACCAUUUACCAAGACGAAUAUUUACUCCGUGGAUGACCUUGGCCCUGGAAUCGCUGGUCAGUUUAACACAACUGACAGCAAAGGAAUGGCAUGGUUUUCUGUUGUAAACAGAAAGGAUGUUUUGACCGACCCGGUCAUUACGAUCUCUAUAUAUGCUUUUGCCAUGAUGUACCACGAGAGAUCCUGGAUGAACAAUCUUAACUCCGGAGGCUGGUGGAAGGUCCUAGGAGGUUGGGCUGCCGAUGCCUCCUCAGUCUCGGAUUUGUGUGCACCAGCAAGAACAAAACACGGUGUAGAAGGCAAUAUAACAUACAUAGAGCUCCAAAAAGUCCUCGGUGACUCUCACCAAGUUAUAGUCGACGGCACAAGGAAUACUACAAACGUCUACGAUGCAUGGCCAUUUUUCACAUACUUGACAAACAACCUGGACAAUUUCGAGGGUCUCGGAAAGAAUACUAUCAGGGAAUUGAUGCGUCAGUACGAACCCAACAGCCACGAGACCCCUCUCCACACUUUAUCCCGUAUUUCCACCUGCGCCACAGUCGGCGAGCUGGUAGGAAAAUACUGGGCUCGCAUGGCCUACUGGGACAUCGGACACGCCCCUGGCCUAGAGGUGUUAUUCAACUGGCGACAUUUAGCCAACUAUACAAACGUUGACCUCGUCACAGAAGGGGAAUACAAAGUCAUAGCCGCUCGCCAACCCCGUUACAUGGGCGCAAACAUCAUUCCCCUGAACGUGACCGGGGCUCAAACCGUCGACGUAGAAGUUACCGGCUCCAUGAAAUUCACAGCAACACUUGUCGUCCGAAACAUGAAAUCUGGCGUUGUAACAUAUACGGAGCUUGAAAAUGGCGCUGGAUGGGCGGACGUGGUAGUUGGCGACGAGGCCAGUCUGGUUGUCGCGAAUACACCCGAGACAUUGAUCAUGUAUAAGCCAUAUGCUCUCUCGCCGGAAGUUUCGAAGGGACUUGAUUACUCGUUUACUAUCUGUGGGGCAACUGUGCUAAAUGGGUAUCCAAGUCCUGAAAUGUGA